This is a messenger RNA of Xenopus laevis (African clawed frog), 4818 nucleotides long. It is a transcript of the gene itga7.S, whose product is annotated as integrin subunit alpha 7 S homeolog. NCBI's taxonomy places the organism in Eukaryota, Metazoa, Chordata, Amphibia, Anura, Pipidae. The transcript is spliced from 26 exons. The coding region runs from base 317 to 3649 and encodes 1110 amino acids. The record is from RefSeq and is a predicted model, not a curated record.
AUUUCUGACUGGCAGUUUGACACCCAUGUCCUGUAAGUGAGUAUUGAUGUCACAGGAGAAAGUGACUAAGCUUCUAUCGUCUCUGUUUCCUUCCACCUCCCACCCCACCUCCCUGCACUCUCUCAAGUCCUGGAUAGGGUUGGUCACUGUGUGAAUGCUGCACUCCGUCUGGUCACCAGCACCUCACUCUGUGUCCUCACUUUCCCAUGUUCGCAUGACAGCAGACAAGGCUUGGGGCUGAUCUAGUGAAUGACCUUGCACAAGGCUCAUUAGCACUGUUUUCCUCUAGCUCUCCACCCACAGGAGACUAAGUAGAAUGCCUGCAGAGCUGGGUGCUCCCCUCUGCCUCUCCUGCCUGCUACUGCUCUCUGCACUCAGGAUACAAACUUUCAAUCUGGAUGUCACCAACACACUGACCAAAGAUGGGGAAAAGGGCAGUUUAUUUGGCUUCUCACUGGCCCUUCACAAACAACUGAAUCCUGACCCUAUGAGCUGGCUUUUGGUUGGAGCUCCUCAGGCUUCAGCAUUACCAAAUCAAUAUGCCAAUCGUACUGGAGGUCUCUAUGGAUGUCCACUUACUACAGAGCCAAAGGACUGUAUGCGACUUGAUAUUGACCGUGGAGUUGAUACAUCUCGGGAGAGCAAGGAAAACCAAUGGCUUGGGGUCACUGUGAAGAGCCAAGGCCCUGGGGGGAAAAUUGUGACAUGUGCGCACUUGUAUGAAACUCGCCAGAGAGUAAAUCAGCUUUCUGAGACUCGGGAUGUGAUUGGCCGAUGUUUUGUUCUGAGUGAAGAUUUAACCAUAAGGGAAGACCUAGAUGGAGGGGAAUGGAAGUUCUGUGAGGGUCGAGCAUUGGGACACGAGAUGUUUGGAUUCUGCCAGCAAGGAAUAUCUGCUGGAUUCACCAAUGACAAUCAUUAUAUCAUGUUUGGGGCCCCAGGCACAUACAACUGGAAGGGGGAGCUCCGGGUGGAGCUAUUUAAUCAGAGUGCCCUGGCCCUGGGUACUUAUGAUGACGGCCCAUAUGAAGUUGCUGGAGAGAAAAGCCAGAAACCAGAAAUGAUACCUGUGCCACACCACAGUUAUUUUGGUUUCUCAGUCGAUUCAGGGUGGGGGGUAACUGGGCGGAACAGACUGAGCUUUGUAAGCGGGGCACCCCGGGCAAAUCAUACAGGUGCUGUGGUUAUUCUUCGGCGAGACAAUGGAAGCCAGCUCAUCCCAGAAUUGACUUUAUGGGGAGAGACACUGGCAUCAUCAUUUGGCUAUUCUGUUGCUAUUGAGGAUCUCAACAAUGAUGGGUGGAUGGAUUUGCUUGUGGGCUCCCCUAAUUUCUUUUCACGGAAAGAGGAGUUUGGUGGUGCUGUUUACGUGUAUAUGAAUCAGGCUGGAAAACUGGAUAAAUCACCCCCCCUCAGACUCAAUGGCUCUGAUGGUUCUAUGUUUGGAAUCGCAAUUGGCAGUUUGGGAGACAUUAACCAGGAUGGUUUCAAAGAUAUUGCCAUUGGAGCUCCUUAUGAUGGAAAUGGGAAAGUUUAUAUUUAUCAUGGCAGCCCCAAAGGAUUAGUUACCAAACCGGCACAGAUUCUGGAUGGUAUAAGUGUUGGAAUAAAGACUUUUGGAUACUCUCUGUCUGGGGGAUUAGACGUUGAUGGAAACUCCUAUCCUGAUCUGUUGGUGGGAUCUCUUUCUGACUCAGUGGUGCUAUUUAGGUCACGCACUGUCAUCCAUGUCCUGAAGGAUGUCAUUAUCACUCCACAAAAUAUUGACUUAGAGAAUGAAAACUGCAAGCACGGCACUGGAGUCUGUGUGGAACUAAGAGCGUGUUUCAGUUACAGUGCUGUCCCUGCAAAUUAUAAUCCUCAAAUCACUCUUAAAUGUGUCUUUGAGGCUGAAGCAGACAGGAGACUUCAAGGAAAGUCAAGCCGAGUGAUUUUCCUAAAGCGCCACUCCAGUGACUUAGAAUACCAACAUACUAGCACUGUGGAGCUGCACAAGCAAUCUACUAGCUGUACUACUGCCACAUUCCAGCUACAGGAGGGUAUCAAAGACAAGCUUCGGUCCAUUCCAGUGACACUGACGUACAACAUACAUAACGCAAAUCUCAGGGGCCGGCCAUCUGUGGACCUAUUACCCCCUCUCAUGCCUGUUCUGAGUGAUGUAGAAAGAAAUGUCUAUACCACAGAGGUGAAUUUUCUCAAAGAAGGCUGUGGAGAAGACAAGAUCUGUCAGAGUAACCUGCAGCUCAGCUACGUCUUCUGUUCCCGUGUAGGCAACACAAACCAGUUUGUGCCACUGCCAGUGGAAAAUGAGGUUCCAGUGUUUUCUCUGACCGACCAGAAGGACUUUGCCCUUAAGAUUACAGUCACUAACUUUCCAUCAGAGCCCAGGAAUCCAAUGGUGGAUGGAGAUGAUGCUCAUGAAGCCCAGCUGAGUGCAGUCUUUGCAGAUACCCUGUCUUACUCUGGUGUGCGCCAAGCCACUGACGGCUCAGGCACAUCUCCGGACAAGGAAAUAGUCUGCAUUUCCAAUGUGAAUGGUUCGGAGGCGACAUGUGAACUGGGAAAUCCCAUGAAGCGGGAUGCUGAGAUCACUUUUUACCUGAUUGUUAGCACCCCUGGAAUUACUAUAGAGACCACAGAGUUGGAUGUGAAACUUGAACUGGCCACAAUAAGUGAGCAGAUCAACUUGUCAGCAGUACAGGCCAGAGCCAAGGUGAUCAUUGAACUUCCAUUGUCUGUGUCUGGGGGGGCGACUCCAAACAGACUGUAUUAUAGCGGGAAAGUGAGAGGUGAAUCCGCAAUGCGAACAGAGGAAGAUGUGGGCAGCCCAAUAAAUAUUGAAGUGACAGUCUCUAACAGGGGGAAAUCCUUACGUACACUGGGUUCUGCCUUCCUGAACCUCAUGUGGCCACAUGAAAUGAUGAAUGGGAAGUGGCUUCUGUACCCCAUGGCAAUCCAACUUAAGGAAAAGGAGCAGUCUAAUCGCAGCAUGGACUGCACCCCAAUUAAAGCCAUCAAUCCCCUAAAACUGAACACAGUUGCAGGAGCUGCAGAUACAAUGCAAAGGGAUCAAACACCAAAUUCAGCUAGUCGAUGGUCUCUAACUUACCCAGAAAAGAAAAAGGACGUCAUUCUGGAUUGCUCGCGAGGUACUGCUCGUUGUGUUGUCUUCCAAUGCCCACUCUACAGCUUUGACCAGCAGGUGGUGCUAAAAGUUCAUGGUCGGCUCUGGAACAGCAGUUUAUUGGAGGAAUACCCAUCUGUUAGUUCCUUGGAAGUGGUUGUCAGAGCAAACAUUACUGUAAAGUCCUCUAUCAAGAACCUGGUUCUGAGAGAUGCCACCACACAGAUAAAUGUGAUGCUGUAUUCAGACUAUGGAGUGGCUGCUCUUGGAGGCAUUCCCUGGUGGAUUAUCCUUAUUGCAGUGCUGGCUGGAAUACUGCUGCUCGCUCUUCUUGUUUUCAUCUUAUGGAAGUGUGGUUUCUUCAAGAGGAGCAAUGCACAAGCCAAGUAUACUACAAACUACUACCAGGCUCAGCUGGGGGUACAGCCUUCCGAGGCAGGCAGGCAGAGGUUGAGGCCUAGCUGUGUGGCUUUUUCAAGAGGAGACGCCUCCAAGAAGAGAAGCUGCCGCAGCACCAUGCCGUGAAGAUCCCAAUGGAAGCGAGACCAAUGAUGUGGGAGGAGAAGACAGGGACCAUUAAAAAAAAGGACUGGGUGACAAACUGGAGUGAAGAUGGCACAGUGCAGAACUCCUCUUAACCUUCUCUGUGUUUCCCCCCUCCACAGACUCUGAUCUUUUCAAUAAACUGUGUGGCAAGAAGGCUAAAUCCGUCUGAUUAUGCGGGUGUUUCUUAUAUUUUAUUCUAAUGCUAUUUUGAAUAGAAAGACGUUACUGUAAUCGGAAACGUUUCAUCCUCAGCCUGCACUCUGACGCUUAACCCCUUCUGCUUCAGGGGGUCACUGCUGUGGCAUCAGCACAUUACAGGCGUUGGAGUGAAUUCACUUCUGAGCUUUAAGCCCAUAUCAUCUUUUAUUAAACUUCAUUAAAACUGAAAGCACUGCGGCCUAUUCAAGAUGGCACCCCGUGGUCCUUUUCACUUUCUUGACAUUUCAAAUAUGGCUCCAGUAGAACUAUUAAGUGCAGUGGCUAACAAUAAAUGGAGGGGAAACAAUUCAAAGGUGAAGUCAGAGAACCGAAAUAAAUGCAAGCUGCUUAUAUUUUGAUAUCGACCAAGGAAUUUCAAAUAUAUCUGUGUUUCAGAGCAUUUACCUGAAUAUCACUUGGACUCCUACACGAGGAAGUCGUCUAAACCUUGACAGCCAUGGUGCUGAAUUAAGAAUUCAGUGAGUCAUGUUUGUUCCUGCUACAGUGACCUGGAGCUUUGUGACUGAGCUUGAUCACCGAUAACUGGCAGUUGUAAAGCAAGAACUUGCAUAAUGGAGAGCCUCCAGGACACUUUUGUAGAUGAGGAAAUGUAUAUAUAUUGCUGGAAGAUGCACCACCUUACUUUUCAAUCCGCACACAAACUGCAUGUGGGGCUUCUCUUUGUGCCUUCUGUUAGUUGCUGUUUAAGAACGAUGGGAAGUUCAUUCCCAGUUAUGGACUGCUUUCUCACUGUAUUUGUCCCAUGCUUCUCUCUCUAUAAAACUGCUUGCCUUGGUGAUUGACCACUUUCAAGAACUUAAAAAACAUCUCAAUGCAAUGUUCCCUCAAUGAGCAAACAGUGGCCUUGUUUCCUAAGAAAGUGCAUUUAUUUAUAAUGAUUUUUUUUGUUUCUUCUGCAAUAAAGGCACCAGAGCCUCUAUUUUAAUUAU